Hipposideros armiger (great roundleaf bat) is the source of this 903-nucleotide messenger RNA. It is a transcript of the gene TAS2R4, whose product is annotated as taste 2 receptor member 4. Gene Ontology annotation, cellular component: membrane. NCBI's taxonomy places the organism in Eukaryota, Metazoa, Chordata, Mammalia, Chiroptera, Hipposideridae. The transcript has a single exon. Gene Ontology annotation, molecular function: G protein-coupled receptor activity; bitter taste receptor activity. Gene Ontology annotation, biological process: detection of chemical stimulus involved in sensory perception of bitter taste; G protein-coupled receptor signaling pathway; sensory perception of taste. The record is from RefSeq and is a predicted model, not a curated record. The coding region runs from base 1 to 903 and encodes 300 amino acids.
AUGCUCCAAAUAUUGUUUUUCGCUGCUGUGGGUAUCUCACUGAUUUUCAACGUUGUAGGACUCAUUACGAACCUGUUUAUUGCAGUGGUCAACUACAAGACUUGGCUCAAAAGCCACAGAAACUCCUCUUCUGAUAGGAUCCUGUUCUGCGUGGCCAUCACCAGAUUUCUUAUGCUGGGACUGUUUCUACUGUACCUUAUCUGCUUCUUCAUCUUUCCAAAUAUUGAAAGGUCAGUCUAUGCAUCACUUUUUUUCCUGUUGUGCUGGAUGUUUUUGGACUCUAGUGGUCUCUGGUUUGUCACCUUGCUCAACACCUUGUACUGCGUGAAGAUUACUAACUUCCAACACCCAGUUUUUCUCCUGCUGAAACGAAAUCUCUCCCCACAGCUCUCCAGGCUGCUGCUGGCCUGUGUGCUGGUGUCGGCCGUCAGCACUCUCCUGUAUAUUGUGCUUGUACAGACAUUAGCCUAUCCUGAAUUUGUGCCCAGGAGAAAUGGCACAGUAUUUGACAUCAAUGAGCGUGUCCUGUCUUUGGUGAUCUCUUUGGUCUUGAUCGCAUUUCUCCAGUUCAUCAUUAAUGUGACUUCCGCGUCCUUGUUAAUACAUUCCUUGAGGAGACAUAUACAGAAGAUGCAGAGAAAUGCCAGUGGUUUCUGGAACCCCCAAACUGAAGCUCAUGUGGGUGCCAUGAAGCUGAUGCUGUAUUUCCUCCUUCUCUACAUUCCAUAUUCAUUCUCUGCCCUGUUCCGUAACCUCCCUCCUUCUAUGGAGAUGGAAUUGGGAAUCAGGUUUAUGUAUCUAAUUAUUUGUAAUCUUUAUCCUGCAGGACAUUCUCUUCUCAUUAUUCUCACACAUCUUAAACUGAAAACAAAAGCAAAGAAGAUUCUUUCUUGCAAGCAGUAG